Molecule: messenger RNA, 1263 nt
Organism: Nomia melanderi (Alkali bee)
Lineage: Eukaryota; Metazoa; Arthropoda; Insecta; Hymenoptera; Halictidae
Source: RefSeq, a predicted model, not a curated record
UCUCGUUUCAAUGCGUAGCGUAUAUGCAGCGUACGUAAUAGUUCUACCAGAUAACAUUUAAAAAUUUCAAUCGUCACCGACAGAUUUCAAGAAAGAGAGGGAGAGAGGAGAGAAGAGAGAGGAGAGUGGAGAGAGGAGAGAGAAGGAACAGCUUUCCUUAUUAUCGAGUAUUAGAUAUCUCGUUGAACCUUUUUAAUUAUACGGGCAAUAUUGUACAUUUAUUGACUGAUUCGCAGCGCCAAACUUAAAAUGCAGAUCGAAUGAUCACCGUCUUUUUAGUCAAAAUAUACGUAUGCCGCACGUAGUGUACACAUAGGUACUAUAAACUUACAAGAGGGUAAAAUAACGGAUUUUUUAUCUUCAAUGGCAGGUUUUGGAAAAUUUAUGUCAUUUAUUGAUUCGAGAAGCUUUUUAUAUACGAGAAGCUGCACGUUGAAAUUGAGUCAAUAUUUAGCAACAAAUGCAACAACAGAUUCAAAUCAAGUGACACUUCCACUGAAGCCAAAGAAACCAUUAUCUAGUUUUCUCUUAUACGUAAGGCAUAUUAGACCAGCGUUAAUAAAAAGUAAUCCUAAUAUAAAAGUUACCGAAGUAGUGAAAGAAGCUUCCAAAAAAUGGGCUGAAAUGGAACCAACGUAUAAACUAAACUUCAGCAAACAGUAUGAUACAAACUAUAAAAUAUACCUUGAAGAAUUAAAACGGUAUGUAGAUUCAAUAACUGAGGAACAAAAAUCGCUAAUGUUUGAACAGAAGAGUAAACGUAAGGACAGAUCUGCUACAUUAGAGAUUAAACGGAAAAUAGAAAUAUAUAAAAAGCCAAAAAAACCAAGAAAUGCAUUUCUAAUAUAUAUGGAUAAAAAUAAAAAGGAAAGAGGAUCAGAUGUAAAUGUCAAGGAUUGGAUAAGUGAACUGUCAAAAAAGUGGAAAAAUAUGUCAUACGCAGAAAAAGAGCAGUAUCGAGUAGAGGGAACAAAGUUGAUGGAGCAAUAUAAAAAGGACCUAAUCGCAUGGGAAAAGGAAAUGAUAAGUUUAGGACAUCCAGAUAUUGUAAGACAUGCAAAUCGUACAAAACAUACAUCUUCUAAAGGAGAGCAGAAAAGUUGAAACAUAAUAAAGAGGUGUAACUAUCUUGACUUAAAAUUAUAAAUUACAAUCUAAAUUUACAUCUAUUAAAUUGUAUUAUUUGUAAAAUUUGUAGUAUUUCAUUUGUGGAUGCAUUUUUAACAUUGUAGAAAUCAAUAAUAUGCAAAUGAUAAGAAGUUU